This is a messenger RNA of Anolis sagrei ordinatus, 3262 nucleotides long. It is a transcript of the gene DOK7, whose product is annotated as docking protein 7. Gene Ontology annotation, biological process: neuromuscular junction development; positive regulation of protein tyrosine kinase activity. Gene Ontology annotation, molecular function: protein kinase binding. Lineage: Eukaryota; Metazoa; Chordata; Lepidosauria; Squamata; Anolidae. The record is from RefSeq and is a predicted model, not a curated record.
CCGCCCGCUCGGCCAGCAGUGACCCAAUAAAGUUAUUUUGAAAGUGACCCUGCCGCUGCCGCGCCAGCCGCAGCUGUCGGAAAUCAUGACUGAAGAUGACGGAUUCCGCGGUAGUGGUGGAGGGCCAGCUCAAGUGGAGAGAUGGAAAAAAGUGGAAGACGCGGUGGGCGGUGCUGCGCAAGCCUUCGCCGGUCGCUGAUUGCUUACUCUUGUUGGUGUACAAGGAGAAGUAUGAGCGACUAAAGGGGUUGAAGGAGCGGAGUAGUGUAACACUGGAAGACAUUUGUGGCUUGGAACCUGGACUCUGUUAUGAGGGUCUGAACCACACACUUGCCAUCAUCUGCUUGACUCAAGUUGUGAUGCUGGGCUUUGAGAACAAGGAAACUAUGCAUGCCUGGGAUGUACGCAUCCGCUACUGCCUUGGUGAAGUUCACAGGUUUCAUGUUGUGGUUGCACCAGGAACUAAACUGGAAAGUGGUCCAGCAACUCUUCACUUCUGCAAUGAUAUUCUAGUACUAGUAAGGGACAACCCACCUACUAUUAUGGGGCAGUGGAAACUCUCAGAUCUGCGGCGGUAUGGAGCUGUUCCUAACGGAUUUGUCUUUGAAGGUGGAACUCGAUGUGGCUUCUGGGCUGGAGUUUUUUUCCUGUCUUGCACGGAAGGAGAGAAGAUCAGUUUUCUUUUUGACUGCAUUGUUCAUGGCAUCUCUCCAAUGAAAGGCUCUUUUGGCCUACGUCCUGUUCUACCAGAUCCCAAUGCAAACCCUGCAUGCAUGGAAGAGAGAGUGGCCCAUGAAGCUUUGCAGUUAGAGAAGCGCCUCAGUCUUCUGUCUCAUGCAAGUUACCAUGGCAGUGGAGGUGAAGAUAGAAGUUUAUCAAGUUCAUCUUCAGACACAAGCCGUUCUGAUACUAGCAUUGGAAGCAGGUUGACUAUUUGGCCUGACCAGUCUUCAGCCAGUACUUCUCAAGAGAGUCAUGGACAUGGAAUAGCUUCAGCAAAAUGCAGUCACCAUGGGGAAGAAAAAUCCCACUCAGAAGUUAUCCGCAGUGUCACCAAGCCACCUUCUAAACUCCUUCGCUCUAGACAGCUACAAGAAAUAGGGCGCCAAAGUUCUUCUGACAGUGGGAUAGCUACUGGGAGUCACUCUUCCUACUCUGGAAGUUUCUCCUCCUAUGCUGAGAGCCUGGACAUUUGCCAUGGGGAUGAAUUUGGGUCAUUGUUGAGCCUGCCAUUGAACCUUUCUUCAGAGCAAAAUGUGUGCACUUGUCUGCGUAGUGAGCAGCAGAGAAGCCCUGGCUUGGAGUACCAGGUUCCCAGCUCCCUCAGGCACACCUACGACACACCCAGGAGUUUGUUGCAGGUACCUGCUAAAGAUGUACACAGUUUAUGUCCCAAUUCCGCCCAAUCAAAGGACCAGACACAUCAAGAAACAGAUGACCUGAAUCUUUUGGUACCACAUCUGGAAGCACAAACCACUCCUGGAUACAGCAGAGAAAAGGGCAUGCAGGCAGCCUUUCCCAUAGAAAGUACAAAAGACUCAUUCUCUGAUGAAAGCAUGGACUUCAUUUUACGGCAGCCACCCCUAAGACAGCAAGGACAGGUGUUAGACUCUAGAAGCACUGAGGGGACUUCGGUUGGUGUGGUCUCCAGCAGCAUGAGUGAAAUGUGCUGCUCCCUUCCAGGGACAUCACGAGCAGUCUUUUCAUCUUGCUUAAUCUGUGGUGGACUAAAGGAAACUUCAAUUUUGUCAUCUGAGGCCUUGCCAUCUAACCCAGGACUUAAAGGAAGCUAUGAAUUGAUGAUACCACUUACAGAGUCUGGCUCGCUUCCUGAUCCUGAAGAAGUUGGAGCAGUAGGUUAUUCAGCAGAUCCACCCACAUCUGAUCGACUGGGCAAUGAGAUGGCUACAUAUGUCAAUAUUCCUACCAGCCCAACAUCAAAGAAACAGCUUCAUUACAUGGAACUGGAACUCCAGGAACCUAGUACAAGCAUAAGAGGGAGUGAAUCAACCAAAUAUGCACAGAUUGAUAUUACGGCAAUGGAGACAGCACAUAAAGUGGGAACACAACAUGCUCAGUUUCGAGAAGAACGCCUACAAGAGCUUGAACAAAAGAAGAAAGGCAGCCAGUCCUCAUCUUCAUCUUAGAAGAAACAGUGCAUUAGCCCUGUUUGUACAUGUUUUAUGAAGUUAUUAAUUUAACACUGCCGUUGUUUUUCAGAAUUGCACCAGAUUCAUUCCAAUUUAUUGAUUUCUGCUUUGAAAACUGGUAGCAUGGUGUGUGUGUGUUGUCUGAAUAUAAAAAACUGGUUGUAAACAUAUCUAAUAGAUCACACAUGUUGUAUUUUUAUCGGAUUAAAUCAUGUAUCAAGUGCACAUGAUUUUUAAACUGAAGCAUUUAAUUUAAAGACAUUUGAAUGAGAUGUAAAUGUAUCUAAGUAUACAGGCGUUUUGCUUUAUACAGCAUAUGUAUUGACAAAAUACCAUGCUUUGUUAAGAGAUAAGGUGGCUUUUUAUAUCAAUUUUCAAAAGUGAAAAUUAUUAUUACUACUACAGUCAUUCCUCCACAUUUGUGGGUUUGACUUUUGUGGAUUUUAUUAUUCAUGGGUUUGAUUAAUAUGUUCUCUCUAUAAAUGUCAGUGGAAGUUGAUCCCUAAAGUCAAGCUAUAGUACCUAGAGAUUUCUCGAGAGGCAUUAUCUCAGGUUAAGAAAAAAUGUUGUUUUUUUUAAAUUUGUGGUUUUCCCACUCUUGCACCCCUAACCUCGGGGAAUAUUAUGGUCAACUUUAUUUAUAUCCUAUUCUUUCAGGACUGAAAGCAUAUUACAAAUUUAGAUAAAGUAGUUUAAACAUACAAAAGAUCAACAUUAAAAUAAAAUUAAACUACUAACAACAUUUAAAAACAAUUUACAAUUCAAAAGUUUAAAAAUGAUAAAAAGCUAAGGCAAACCAGAAAAAUGCGUAUGUGUGUGACAUUUAUGUCUUAUGGAUUCGAUCAGGGGUUCUCAACCUUUUAAAACAAAGGGCCAGUUCACAGUCCCGCAAAAUGUUGGGAGGCCAGACUAUAGUUUGAAAAAGACAUGAACCAAUUCCUAUGCGCGCACUGCACAUAUUUUUUUUGUAGUACAAGAAAAACAUGAAAGAACAAUACAAUAUUUAAAAUGAAGAAUGGUUUUAUCCAACAUAAACUUACCAGUAUUUCAGUGGGAAGUGUGGGCCUGCUUUAGACCGAUGAGAGAGUCAAAUUAAUUAGGAUUGUUGUUGU